UUCUUCUAGGUGAGACCAAUAUAUUCUGCUCCUAUUCUUACUAGUUAUAACAGUAUUAACCUAAGAUAAAUAAAUUAUAGAGUAUGGUGCUGGUGCUGAUGUUUCAACCCAUGGUGAUAUCUAUAGUUAUGGAAUUCUCUUGCUAGAGAUGUUUACAAGGAAGCAACCUACUCAUGAAAGGUUCAAAGACAAUUUUAAUCUUCACUGCUGGGCUGAGAUGACUUUGGAUGGAGUGAUGGCUAUCGUUGACCCCUCACUUCUCCCCAUGGAAGAAGAUGAAGAAGAAGCAGCUACAAUCGUAACCAACAUCACCAAAAGUAGAACAUGAAGGAUAAAGUGCAAGAGUGCCUUAAUUCAAUUAUUGGUAUUGGAGUUGCCUGCUCAGCUGAAUCACCAUGGGAUCGAAUGGACAUAAAUGAUGUGGUCAAAGAGCUACAUCUGAUCAAGGACAUUUAUCUUGGGAUUGGCACUCACUGAGGAAGAUGAGCUAUAACAAGGGCUAUGAACAUUGGUAUGUCAUCGUUUCCUACAACAAUUGAGUUUGUUGUACUUGUUGAUGAAGCUGAAACUUUUUUCUUUUGUUUGUGUUAAUUAUGUUUUUAAUCUUAGUAAUUUGGAUAAAGGUGCAUGGUAUGAAUUUUUUUAUUUUUAUUUUAUUUUAUUUUAUUUUGCGGGGAAUGGACUAUUCCUAACUUUUUUUGCUAGUUGAGAUUUAUGUAACAUUGUGGGCCUGAUUUUCAUUUUCACUAAUAAUAUCCUCACUAGCCUUCAAAAAAGUGGAAUGGCAAAGUUGAUUCAAAUAACCAGCUGCAACUAUAUGGGACGUUAGUGAGUUAUUAUAGUCUUUUUUAAGGUUUUUGUGUUGUUAGCAUUAUAUUCCUUGGCCCUUAAACUAAUGGCUAGGUAAGCAAUAAAAUGUUACAUCUUAUUUUUAACAUAAACACUAUACUAAACUAUCUAUAAGGCUCACAGUUAUUUCCAUCUCAAAUUAGUGUAGUUACUAGAGUGCAGUUUCUUCUUUCUUUUUCUUUGUUGUUUAAAGGGUGCGUCUGUUUGUAACCAAGCAUGUUAAAAACAUUUAUAACUGAACCAAAAGGCUAUCGCUGUUACUAGCAGAAAUGCCCCAGCACUCCAUUGUUUCCACAAUGAAAAAAAAUAUUGUAUGAUAAAAUUGAGGGAAAAAAAAUUAUUUCUGCCACUAUAAAAGAACAUAAACACAUAUGGAAAUGCAUAUUAGGAAAAGUAUACCUUUUGUUAUGUGGUAGUGGUGGCAGUUGAGGUGGAGGUGGAGGUGGAGGUGGUGCGAUAGAAAGUCUAGCUCAAGAGUCGAGUUUAUUAGGUUGGUUUUUUGUUAAAAAAAUUAGUGUUUUUAUCUUUUUUUUUUUUUUUUUCUUCCAAUAAACAACAUGAAAUAUGUUUGUCAAACGACCAACAAAUGUGUUAUUUUCAACUGGUUCAUUAAAAAAAAAGGGGGCCGGUACAUACAUAUCUUGUUCUAAAUUUAUUCCAAAAAAUACAAAAUUACCAAAACUGUUUUUUCGAAUGUUAGUAGUGCCUAUGUUCCAAAAGAAAUGUUUUUCAUUUUUGUUCUAAAAAAGUACUUUUGUAGGAAAGAAAUAGAAAAACAUUUGGUACUGCACAAUAACAGAAUUACUUCAAUCACUUCUGCAAAUUACUGUUAGACCAACUAUGCUACCCAUGAGGAAUUUAAGAAUGAUUUUUGAUUUGUCAAGGGUAAUAUUAUUAUGCCAAUCAUACAAGCCGCGUGGCAACUUUAUAGCAUUUAAUAAUUACAAAAUGUCAUUCUUCAUUAAUAUAAAUAUUUUUUUUUCAUACAUAUUAAACAAAUUAUGUUGUCCACAUGGGAUCUAAGUCUUAUUUUUGAAGUGCAUCCAGAAUUGAUGUUAAACCAACUAUUAGCAAUUCAUAAACAUUCAAUUUUUUUUUUUUUUUAAAUGUCAUCUUUAUUCUUUAACAGAAAAUUUUCAUGUAUUCAUUGGGAGAUCAACACUGUUGCUGACUCCUUAGCGAGGAAAGCAACAUACUCUUAGCUCCAAUUAUGCAGGAUAGGCCACCAAAUAGCUGCCAAGCAAAGGGACGAUGUUGGGGGACCAGAGUCAAUAAGGUUAGGUCCCGACGCCGCCGGUAUGAAUUUCAAUAUUUUCUUCCUUUUUCAAUGCUUGACUCUCAUUUCAACAAUGGAGGCUGAUUGGGCGGAGGCUUUGGAGGAAACCCUGCGUGACCAUUGACUCUGAAAAAGGCAAUGAGUCUUUUGUGUGGAAAGGAAGAUUUUAAAAGGAAAAAGCCCAUGGAAAAAUGGGAGAGGAAAGGAGGAGAAGCAUUGUCAGAUAGAAAUCCUUUUAACAGUGGGCAAAGUGAGUCUAGUUUGUGAAGUAAUACAUGAAGUUUAGAGGGAGAAGGGCAAUUCUCUCAUUUAAUUGAGAAAACAAAAAGGAAGAAGACAAAAAAAAAAAUCUUACUAACGGCUAAAAGUGAUGGAACUGUGCUAAUGGCUAAAAGUGAUGGGCUAUUUCACAGUUCAUCACCAAGUAGCAGGAUUGACUGUUGUGUAGUCACAGCAUAAGACAGAACAGUCAAAAUUGACUUUUAUGUCACAGUUUGGAUAUCAAUUGACUUCACUCGCCGGUGAUGACCAUCCUUUUGAGGACUUUUGCACUCAAAUGCCCAGAAAGUGGGUUUUUUUUUUUUUUUUUUUUUAUAAUAGUUUCAUGCCUAAAUUCCAAUUGAAGAGAAUAUAAAUUGCAAUUGAUGAGGCUAUUAUACUCAGUUCACAAACAUCUAACUCUUCCAGAGUUCUGCCUCCUACUACUAAUUCUCUAUCACCUCCAAAUUUUCAGUCCAUAUAGCCCAGCCUCAGAGUACAUUGAUGGGUUACCCCUUGGUGCUUUUGUCCAUUUGCACUAUUAAUGCCAUUCUUCUUCUUCUCUCGUGUAGCAGUUGCAUGAGCUUAGCAAAUGGAACAGAUCGGCUAGCCUUACUGUCCUUCAAGGCUCGCAUAACCAAUGAUCCCUUUCAUGUUGUGAGCUCCUGGAAUGACUCUGUCCCCCAUUGUGAGUGGCCAGGCGUUAUAUGUGGCGGUCGCAAGCAUCCAAACAGGGUCAGAGCCUUGCAUUUAAAGUCCAGUGGAUUGGUAGGGUCAUUGGCUCCAGAAAUAGGAAAUCUCAGUUUCAUUCAAGUGAUUUUGCUUCAAAACAACAGCUUCCAUGGCGAAAUCCCUCGUGAAGUAAGCUUUCUGUUCAGGCUUCGUUAUUUAUACCUAUUCAACAAUUCCUUUGAAGGGGAAAUCCCACCCAACAUAACACAUUGCUCCAACCUUAUAGAACUUGGUUUAAGUUCCAACAAUAUUGUGGGGAAAAUUCCAGUAGAACUUGGUACCUUGUCAAAGCUUCAACUCCUUGCAUUCCAUAAAAACAGAUUGACAGGACAGAUCCCACCUUCCUUUGGGAAUCUUUCAUCCCUUUUCUCUAUUUCUGCAGCAAUCAAUGAUUUAAGUGGAAGUAUUCCAGAUGCCCUUGGUCGAAUGACAAGAUUAAUGUUUCUCGGCCUUGCUGAUAAUAAGUUGUCUGGUACUAUCCCUCCCACUAUAUAUAAUCUUUCCUUACUCGGUUGUUUUGAUGUCGGAUAUAAUCAACUUCAAGGGAGUCUUCCACCAAAUUUAGGCUUCACUCUUCCUAAUCUAUGGUGGCUUUCAGUUCAUAGAAACCAGUUUCAUGGAACAAUUCCAAUUUCUGUGUCCAAUUUGUCAAAAAUUGAUACAUUUUCAACUGGAGAAAACAAUCUUAGUGGGAAAGUGGCCAUUAAUUUUGGAGGUCUAUCAAAACUCAGUCGGCUUUCAUUGAGCCAUAAUCAUUUGGGAAGUGGAGAGGCAGAUGAUUUGAACUUUGUCAAUACAUUGACCAACUGUAGUAAUUUAACAUUUUUGGGCUUUGGAGAUAAUCGGUUUGGUGGAGUGCUCCCCUACUCUGUAGCAAACUUAUCGACCCAACUGACAACACUCUAUCUGUCAAAUAAUCAAUUAUUUGGAGACAUCCCAGUGGGGAUCGGGAACCUUGUAAGGUUACAACGCAUGGGUCUAUCUGGUAACUUACUAGAAGGAAGUAUCCCGACUUCGAUUGGGAGACUUGGAAUGCUAGACACGCUCCAUUUAUAUGAGAACAGAUUCACAGGGCCAAUCCCUUCUUCUCUAGGAAACUUGACACUAUUGACUAAGCUCCUUCUAGGAGAGAAUCACCUGCAAGGAACAAUACCUUCAAGUCUUAGAAAAUGCAAAUAUUUGUUACACUUGGGCCUUUCUGGUAAUAGUUUCAAUGGUAUCAUCCCCAAAGAGAUAUUUGACCUUUCCACAUUAAUAGAGCUAAACUUGAGUAGAAAUUCUUUCGUAGGUUCCUUACCUUUGGAAGUGGGUCUAUUGAAAAAUCUUGGAAUACUAGACGUUUCUAAGAACAUGUUGUCUGGAGAAAUCCCUAGCACCCUUGGUGCUUGUACAAGCCUAGAGCACCUUUUCAUGGAGGAGAAUUUAUUUCAAGGAUCUAUAUCAUUGUCUUUGAGUUCUCUAAGAGGUCUUCAAGAUUUAGAUCUUUCACACAACAAUUUCUCUGGUUUUAUCCCAAAAUAUUUUAGCACAUUUAAGUUUUUCCAGAACUUAAAUUUGUCAUUUAAUCAUUUGGAGGGUCAUGUACCAACAAAUGGAGUCUUCAGAAAUUUGAGUGCAGUUUCAGUCAUUGGAAACAAUAAUCUUUGUGGGGGUAUACCAGAACUUCAUUUGCCAACAUGCCAAAUUAAAAAGUCAAAAGAAGAUGGCAGGCCUCACAUUUUCAAGUUGAUAGUCAUCAUAUGUGGUUGUGGGGGCUCUCUAUGUUUGAUUUUUGUGACCAUUUUUUUCAUUAUCUACCGGAGAAGAAAGGGAAAAAAAGAACCCACUUUACUUCUUAUAGAGGAUCGCCAUUUUAAGAUCACUUAUGGCCAACUCCUUAAAGCUACCGACGGAUUUUCUUCUAGAAAUUUGAUUGGAGUGGGGAGUUUUGGCUCUGUAUAUAAAGGAGUUCUCAAUCAUAGGGAAACUAUUGUUGCAGUAAAGGUCUUCAAUAUUCGACAAAGAGGUGCUUCCAAAAGUUUUAUGGUUGAAUGUGAAUCCCUUAGAAACAUCCAACAUCGUAAUCUUGUAAGAAUCUUAACAUCUUGCUCAAGUAUAGAUUUUGAAGGCAAUGAUUUUAAGGCUUUAGUAUAUGAGUUCAUGCCUGGUGGGAAUUUGGAGAGGUGGUUACAUUCACAUGCAAAUGACAUACCAAAUGAACAAAGGCAUUUAAAUCUUGUUCAAAGAUUGAAUAUUGCCAUUGAUAUGGCAACUGCAUUGGAUUAUCUUCACCACCAAUGUCAUAUGCAAAUUAUUCAUUGUGAUCUAAAGCCAAGCAAUAUUCUUCUCGAUUGUGAUUUGACUGCACAUUUGGGUGAUUUCGGGAUAUCAAGAAUUCUUUCAGUAUCCACAAAUAGAUCUAAAAAUCACACAAGCUCAAUCGGAAUAAAGGGAUCCCUUGGAUAUAUUGCACCAGGUGAGUACCUCUUUCAUUGAUCUAGUAAUUUUUUCCACUUUUUUUGACAGUUGUGACUGAGCUUACCUUAGUAUUAUGAUUUUGAUAUUUGUCUUCGCUAUUCCACUGCAAACCUUAAGGCUUAAUUCAUAUUUCAAUGUCAUA
Messenger RNA from Macadamia integrifolia, 5714 nucleotides. Its product is annotated as putative receptor-like protein kinase At3g47110. NCBI's taxonomy places the organism in Eukaryota, Viridiplantae, Streptophyta, Magnoliopsida, Proteales, Proteaceae. Gene Ontology annotation, biological process: protein phosphorylation. The record is from RefSeq and is a predicted model, not a curated record. Gene Ontology annotation, cellular component: plasma membrane. The transcript has a single exon. Gene Ontology annotation, molecular function: protein binding; ATP binding; protein kinase activity. Bases 2888 to 5590 code for a protein of 900 amino acids.